UCUUGCGUGACGAAAGAACACUCAUUUUCUGAACUAUUUAGCAGCUCCGCUUCAUCGACGGCGACCGCCAUGUCUCUCCCCGAAGCACAAGGCGACAAGACCCUCCCCGAUGCCUGGGACUACAAGGGCCGCCCGGCCGAUCGGUCCCGCACCGGCGGCUGGACUAGCGCUGCCAUGAUCUUAGGAGGAGAGGCCUGUGAGAGGCUAACGACGCUUGGGGUAGCCGUGAAUCUGGUGACGUACUUGACCGGGACGAUGCACUUGGGCAAUGCCACCUCCGCCAACAUCGUCACCAACUUCUUCGGCACUUCCUUCAUGCUCUGCCUCCUCGGCGGCUUUGUCGCAGACACCUUCCUCGGCCGGUACCUCACCAUAGCCAUUUUCGCAACAAUUCAAGCAACAGGUGUGACAAUCCUGGCGAUAUCAACCAUAAUCCCGAGCUUGAGGCCCCCGAAGUGCACCCCCAACACCGACCAGCUGUGCGCGCCGGCGACUGCCACGCAGCUGACGGUUCUCUACGCGGCGCUCUACACGCUGGCCCUCGGGACCGGCGGCCUCAAGUCGAGCGUGUCCGGGUUCGGGUCUGACCAGUUCGACGAGUCGGACCCGAAGGAGCGGUCCCAGAUGAUCAACUUCUUCAACUGGUUCUUCUUCUUCAUCAGCAUCGGCUCGCUCGCCGCCGUCACCGUCCUCGUCUACAUACAGGACAACCUGGGGCGGCCGUGGGGCUACGGGAUCUGCGCCUGCGCCAUCGUCAUCGGGCUGGUCGUGUUCGUGUCCGGGACGAGGAGGUACAGGUUCAAGAAGCUCGUGGGGAGCCCGCUGACGCAGAUCGCCUCCGUGUACGUCGCGGCCUGGAGGAAGAGGCGGUCGGACUUGCCGUCGGACCCCUCGCUGCUCUUCAACGUGGAUGAUCUGCCGGGCGAUGGGAAUGCGAUGAAGAAGAAGAAGAAGCAGAAGCUGCCUCACAGCAAGCAGUUCAGAUUCUUGGACAAGGCAGCGAUCAGACCGUCGGAAAUGCCCGACGGCACCGCCGUGGCGAAUAAAUGGUACCUGUCGACACUAACCGAUGUGGAAGAAGUGAAGUUGGUCCUGAGGAUGUUGCCCGUUUGGGCCACCACCAUCAUGUUCUGGACCGUCUACGCCCAGAUGACCACCUUCUCCGUCUCCCAAGCGACCACCAUGGACCGCCACAUCGGCGGGUCGUUCCAGAUCCCUGCCGCCUCCCUGACCGCCUUCUUCGUCGGCAGCAUCCUCCUCACCGUGCCCUUCUACGACCGGGUCAUCGUCCCUUCGGCCCAGCGGCUGCUCAAGAACCCGCACGGGCUGACCCCACUGCAGAGGAUCGGGGUCGGCCUGGCGCUCUCGGUGCUGGCGAUGUUGGCCGCCGCCCUCACCGAGAUCAAGCGGCUGCGGGCCGCACAGACGCACGGCGUGACAGGGGACCCAAACGACGCGAUCCCAAUGAGCGUGUUCUGGCUGGUGCCGCAGUUUUUCUUCGUGGGUUCUGGCGAGGCCUUCACCUACAUCGGGCAGCUGGACUUCUUCCUGAGGGAGUGCCCGAAAGGGAUGAAGACCAUGAGCACGGGGCUGUUCCUGAGCACCCUGUCAUUAGGGUUCUUCGUCAGCUCGCUCCUGGUCACCAUAGUCCACAAGGUGACCGGGCACAAGAAGCCAUGGCUGGCUGAUAAUCUCAACCGAGGGAAGCUGUCCGAUUUCUACUGGCUCCUGGCGAUCCUGAGCGCACUCAACUUCUUGAUUUUCUUGGUCUGCGCCAAAUGGUACGUUUACAAAGACAAGAGGCUGGCCGAGGAAGGGAUUGAGCUUGAAGACGAAGAACCUACUUGCCAUGCAUGAGUGGUUUCCCCACUCCCCCCCUCCUUUUUUUUUUUUGUGGCUUUUUUUCAUUACAGUUUUUGCACUUGUGAUAAAGUCAUUUUCAGUGUAACAUAUAUUUCGCGUAACUCUUACUUGGCAAGAAAAUGAUGGAGAAGGCUCAAGACCUU
Molecule: messenger RNA, 2006 nt
Organism: Rhodamnia argentea
Lineage: Eukaryota; Viridiplantae; Streptophyta; Magnoliopsida; Myrtales; Myrtaceae
Product: protein NRT1/ PTR FAMILY 6.3
Exons: 5
Coding region: 70-1857 (595 amino acids)
Biological process (GO): transmembrane transport; response to nitrate; oligopeptide transport
Cellular component (GO): membrane
Molecular function (GO): nitrate transmembrane transporter activity
Source: RefSeq, a predicted model, not a curated record